Molecule: messenger RNA, 2321 nt
Organism: Pecten maximus
Lineage: Eukaryota; Metazoa; Mollusca; Bivalvia; Pectinida; Pectinidae
Source: RefSeq, a predicted model, not a curated record
CAGGUUGAUGGAGAGGACUAGUAUUGACCCCCGUCGAGCCAGAAGUCUUCCUUGGUUUGAGGAUAGUCGGACAUCAUACCAGCAUCACGCUGACUACCUCAAACGUCUGUCCACACUCAGGGACGAACUCAUCAAUCAAGAGCAUGAGAACUUAUCAAACGCUCUCGAGCGGCUCAAGCAGCGACAAAACGGCAAGGAGAACAGAACCACAACGAGACCACGUGACACAGAUGGAUUUGGGUUCGAGGUUCAGCCACGAAAAUCGCUGAUGACUACCGUAGAACAGUUCAAACGAACUCGGCCCAGACGAAGUCCUCCAAGGAUUAUGCCCCUUGAGGGAAAGCAAAUUAUGGAGCCACAAGCGUUUUACAAAUCUCCGCGUAGUCCAUUAUUGGCGUCGUCGUCACUUCCGGUUAGAACGCCAGAUGAUAGUUUUAAACUGAAUCUACAGCGGUUAAUCCAGCCCACUUCUAGUAUUCCGAACAUUGGACGUAAGUCAACAACCUCUAACAAACAAUUGGUUCUGGAAACAUCCCCCUUACAGAAGAAAUCUACGCCCCCAAAGUUAUCCCCAUACCCGGUAUUGGAACGGCCGGGUCCAUUAUAUAAGGGCACACUCAAAACCGGGGGCCGUCUCAAAGGUCUAAUAAAACCGGACGAUGAUAAAGACGAUGAUGAAAUACCACCACCUGGUUUUCAUCAUUCUGACACUAUGGACCAGGACAAGAUGAGCCUGGAACAGCUUAAAGACUAUUACUGUAUUUACUAUCUUCCUACCAACACGCCCGUAGUUCCGAAUGAAGACGACAUGUCUUUCUAUGGAGAAUCUGUGCAUAGUAGCCGGAAAUCCGAAGGCAGAGACAGUAGAAAAAGAGUGAAUGCCGUAGAGGGCAGGUCAAUUUUGAAGAGACUAGACAAAUCUAGACAUAGAACAAAUCCAAGGCGCACACCAAGACGUGACCGGAAGUACUAUUCUGAAAGUCAUAAUUACGACUCGGAGUAUUCAGGGGAUUCCCCUCCUCCUUCAAACAAGAAACAGAUUGUUGUGGAUAUGCCAGCAAUUGUGUUUAACACCGCGACUCCAGAACGGACUCGGAUAGACUUUGAAUCUGAUUUAACCCCUCUACGUAAGACUUACAAGCAAAACGAACUCCGCCAGAGGGAGUUAAAAAACUUGAUAGAAGAUGUCAAAGAGCUCAACUUACGUAACGAUACGUUAACUGGGUUCUUACAGAAGGCGCCGGACGAAUAACGAGAGUUAUCUCCCAUGGAUUUACAGUUCCGGGUUAUACACGGCACAUCAUCGUUCGCGCAACAUAUAAUGCGCACAUUCUGACUUAGUGUUAAUUGACUGGAUAAUGAUGGAAAUAUUUGAAGUUCGACCGAAUUAUCUCCCUUUUGGACUUGAUACUCUAUCUAUAGACCAAGGGUUAAAAACAGAUCAACUAAACAGAUCAUCUAAUAUUUUCGGUUCAGCAAAUAAUUUCAAAUCAAUACAGAACAUCAUUUUUAUCAUUUACCGCUUCAGUCGUUUUCCACUGCAAGUCUCAUACAAAGUGUAGCUCUAUCAAAAUUUGUCACGUAAAAUUAUUUGUAGUUUAUGAUGGAAAAUGUGAUAUAUCACCCAUCUAUGGAACAGGGGAACUACAGUACCGCUUGUCAUAAUAGCCAUCAUAUGCUGAAUCGAAUUACGGAAAUAUUUAUGGUCACACUAAACAUGACUGGACCCCGCAUUAUAUACUACCUAGUAAAUUUGAAUAUCAAAGAAAUUACGGACUAAACAGUUUGUUAUAAGAUGUAUAUCGAUUCUAAUGUCAUAUAAGAUUUAUGAACUGUUAGUCUCAGAUUUGUUUCUUUUACCGACGCGAAGAGGAGAAAAAACAUAGUUACAAGUUUCAUAAAUAUUUUAUAGAAAUGUGAAGUUGACGAAUUUAAGAUUCUGUUUAUCACAUAUAUAAUUGAAAUAAUUAAAGGCAUUAGUGGAAAUAAUAAUAUAUGAAUAUCAUAUUGAUAUGAAAUCUAGAAUUAAAAUAUUAUAUAUUUCAACUCAAUGUCUUUGGUUGGUGAAGUCACAGUGUGUGUGGCCAUGAAAUGUAUAAGGAGUCUCAUUUAACGCGAGCUAGCUGCCCAUCAUAUCUCUGCUAGGUAUAUGAUCGCACGUGUGUUUCCGACAAUUUCUGUUGAAAUGGGUGUAAUAACACUGACAAAAUCUUUAUAUGGUAGAUUAACGUUCCUGUUUACACAAUUUUGCUGUAAUAUACAUUUUAACAUUAAAAAGUUGUAAUUACAAAGCUUUCAAUUAUUGUAAUGAUUUGGACGAA